GCUCUUGAGUGUGUUGAUGAGCCAGAUUUCUCAAUAUUGAAAGAACUCAGAGCACUGGCCUUGCAUGGUCUGAAUCUAUCCGAGUCAUCCUUAGGAAGUCUGGAAAAUUGUCCUCAUUUAGAAUCAGUGUAUCUAAUGAGCUGCAGGGGGGAUCUAAGCCUCGACACGUUGUUACGCAUAAUUCGUAAAUGCCUAAACCUAAAGUCGGUAAGAUGCCCCAAUUUGAAUUUGAGUUUGGCGUUCAUCACCUCUCUGGACAAGAUAAUGGCAAGCCGGACUACCAAAAUUGAAAUCGGAAUGAGAGCAGACACGCUGACUCCCAAGCAGCUACUGGAAGUUCAAUGUGACCAUAAGAUAGAAUUUGACAUAAUAAGUAAUUUCCCAUUGCUUGGACCCUCAGAUGAUGAUGACGAUGACGACGAUGAUGAUGAUGAGUCAUUCUUUUCUGAUGGGAGCUUUGAAGACUUUUGGCUGUAUGGAUAUGGCAGUGAUAAUAGCUUGCCAGAUGCCAUGUUUUAUGGCAAUGCUUUGGAAUUGGUGCAUCCGCAUUUUGGGCUCUUUGAUUUCGAUUAUAGUGAUAGUGAAUCAGACAUAAGCCUGGGAUGAUUUUUGUUGACUGCAAAGACAGCAUAAACUGUACAAGUGCUAAGGGAGAUGUGAUAUAUGAUGCUUGAAAUAGCACAUUUUUAUAUAUGACAGUCAGCAACAGCACAUAAUUAAUCUGUUGUCUUUUUCAAGCAAGGAGCCCAAGUUGUACUUAUAAAAUGAUUUGUUGGUUAAAAAAAAUAUCUUGUUUCAGAUGACAGUCUAUUGAAUUUUUAAACCCUUUGUUGGAUACAUAUACGUUAUAAACCAGUGCCUUUUUCCUAUGCCAAGACAGUUUUCCUUUUGUCUACAUUGGUUGUGAUAUCUCAGUAUAGCCUGUAUGUAUAUACCAGUCCAGUAUAUAAUCCAUGCUGUGUGUGUAUUAAAGUGUAUAAUUACUGCCAGCUUUUAAGAUUGUCAUCUAUAGUGACUUCUGACUUAUAGAAGAUAGAAAAAUUCAAUCUCUUAGUAAUAUUAGCAUUCUCAUUUGUAUUAGCAGUUAGUACUAGUAUUAGUACUUGUGUUUGCAGUGUAGGUUUCUUUCUAUUAUUAAAUAUUCAUAGUUUUAUCACUGUAUUAGUACCACUUUUUGUUGUCAUUACUGAAGAAGCAAAAUGUUCACUUUGCCUCUGGAGAAGGAUAACUACUUCAAAAUUGUUCCAAAAAAUUUUUUCAAUACCCUUUUUUUUUCCUCUCCCAUUAAUCUGGUUGACUUCAGGUAUGUUGUAUAUUUUAAGAAAAGUAUAUAAAGAAAACUGGUUUCAUAUUCUUUUGAAAAGUUAAUUCUCAAGUACCACAUAGUAAGAUUAUGCUCAAAGCCCUAGUAAUGAGAAUUAAUCAUUACAUUAUAAGAUGCACAAUAAAUUGAGAUUGGGGUAGUAAUUUAAAAUUCAGCAUUUGAGUUGGGCAAGGAAAAAGGAAACCUGGCAGAGUAAUGUUUUUGUCCAUUUCUGGAAAAAAAAAUCUAAGCACUAAUCAUUUACAUACAAGAUAUUUCUUUUUUUUAUAUAUUUUAUACCAAUCCAUCUCUCAUUUGAAGGAUAGUUUGGGUUCUGUUUUUACUUGUAUUUAUGGAAGUAAAUAAUUAUAUUUGUUUACUUUCUCAUAUCUUAAAAUACCAGAAGAAAACAAUAUAUACGUACUUAUUCAAGCUAAUGUAAUGAAGUAAAUACACUGAAACAACUGUAUAUUAAAAGUCAAGAAGGCUUGAGAGUUCAAUAUGAGACAUCCAAGCUAAAAAACAAAACAAAAAAACAAUGAUUUAUGUGAAUGUGAAAGUUCAGACUUAUUUCUUCCAGUCGGGACAACACAUAUUCUUUACCAUCUACUUCAGUGUCCAUACUUGUACCUUUGUAAAGGAACUACAUAUUUCAUUUUGUUUGUAACUUCAGUUAAGAUAUAUAUGUACAUUUAUAACAACAAAAUAUGUGCCUUUAUUUUUUGCAUUAAUAAAGACAUAUUCCAAAAA
Molecule: messenger RNA, 2053 nt
Organism: Penaeus monodon (black tiger shrimp)
Lineage: Eukaryota; Metazoa; Arthropoda; Malacostraca; Decapoda; Penaeidae
Source: RefSeq, a predicted model, not a curated record